GUAUGGAUUUCGAUCCUCCUGGAUUGGCACCCUGGUGAUUUAUGCCUGGGUCUUCCUUCCACUGGCUGGCUACGUCGUGAUGAUCUGGGGCCUGUGGAUUGCCUACGUGAUCGACACGGGGCUCUACUUCCCGCCCGGCACGGACUACUGGAAGAAGGCUUUUGGCACUUGGGAUGGCCUGAUGAUGCCUUGGUGCAUUUGGUUUACCCUCGUCCACAUUCUGGCGGGCAUUGCCUCCAAGUUCUACACAGCCAUGAGUGCACAGUCGAUGCUGCCUUGUGCCUCCAUGGAACAUGCAACCCAUUU
This is a messenger RNA of Symbiodinium sp. CCMP2456, 306 nucleotides long. NCBI's taxonomy places the organism in Eukaryota, Dinophyceae, Suessiales, Symbiodiniaceae. The record is from the annotation of a GenBank genome assembly.